This is a messenger RNA of Gracilinanus agilis (Agile Gracile Mouse Opossum), 2432 nucleotides long. It is a transcript of the gene POC1B, whose product is annotated as POC1 centriolar protein B. The transcript is spliced from 12 exons. Lineage: Eukaryota; Metazoa; Chordata; Mammalia; Didelphimorphia; Didelphidae. Gene Ontology annotation, biological process: cilium assembly. Gene Ontology annotation, cellular component: centriole; ciliary basal body. The coding region runs from base 82 to 1407 and encodes 441 amino acids. The record is from RefSeq and is a predicted model, not a curated record. Gene Ontology annotation, molecular function: protein binding.
AUAAAGCACUGCCAUUUGAAGAACUUUGCAGUGUGAUUACACUAAGACUGGCCCGCCAGUGCCUCUUGGGAUACCUUUCUCAUGCUAUGGGAUUUCAAGCCACAGCCUAAAGCUUUCAGAUAUGUGGGUCACAAGGAUGUUGUGACCAGCGUCCAGUUUUCACCUCUUGGAAACUUAGUAGCAUCAGCCUCACGAGACAGGACUGUUAGACUAUGGAUUCCUGAUAGGAAAGGGAAGUCUUCGGAAUUCAAAGCUCACACUGCCCCCGUCCGAAGCGUGGACUUCUCCUGCGAUGGCCAGUUUCUUGCUACGGCUUCCGAGGACAAAUCCAUCAAAGUCUGGAAUAUGUAUCGGCAGCGCUUCCUGUACUCCUUGUAUCGACAUACCCACUGGGUGUGCUGCGCCAAAUUUUCAGCUGAUGGAAGACUAAUAGUAUCAUGUAGUGAGGAUAAGACUGUUAAAAUUUGGGAUACAAACAAUAAACUGUGCAUCAAUAGCUUUACAGACUCUGAAGGGUUUGCCAACUUUGUGUCUUUUAACCCCAGUGGUACGUGCAUAGCUUCAGCAGGUUCUGAUCAUACAGUGAAACUCUGGGAUAUAAGAGUAAACAAGUUACUUCAGAAUUACCAAGUUCACAGUGGUGCAGUCAACUGUUUGUCAUUCCAUCCUUCGGGUAAUUAUCUCAUCACGGCAUCAUCUGAUGGCACCCUUAAGAUUUUGGAUCUCGUAGAAGGAAGACUCAUAUAUACACUCCAAGGACACACGGGACCCGUCUUUGCCGUUUCCUUUUCCAAAGGUGGCCAGCAGUUCACAUCCGGAGGUGCCGACGCCCAGAUUUUGUUGUGGAAGACAAAUUUUGAUGAGAUGAAUUAUAAAGAUCUUCUGAAAAAAAACAUCAAGAGGUUGCAUUUUGAUGCCCCACCUCAUCUUCUUGAUAUCUACCCAAGAACUACUCAUCAUCAUGAUAGAAAGCCUGAUUCAAUUGAGAUUAAUCCCAAGCUUGAAGUGGUCAAUUUACAGACUUCGGACCCACUUGUUGUGGACGUUGUUUCUUCGGAUGCUUCGAAUUCCGCAGUUUUCCAAGGCUGUACACUACCUGAAAAAUCAGACGACAGCACUCCCCACUUCUUGAAUCCUGUUUUAGGACAUGCAAUAUCAAUAAGUUCAACAGUGAGCAUGGAGAAGAAACCAGAAGACAAGGGGAGCAGCAUCCCUUUCAUGGCUGCCGAUGGUCAGAGGAGUAUCCCGAUGGCAGUGACCGAUGCUUUGGAGCACAUCAUGGAGCAGCUGAACGUCUUAACCCAGACUGUAUCUAUUCUGGAGCAGCGGCUGACUUUGACAGAGGAUAAAUUAAAAGACUGCCUAGAAAAUCAACAGAAGAUUUAUACCAGAGAACACAGAAGUUGAAUAGAGAAUUUGAGUAGACACGCCUACGAACACCUGUUUCUAGGAUCUUAGAAAGGUAAUAGGCAAUACUUCCUGUACUUCAGCAACAAGCAAACCAUUACAGCAUUUCUUAAGUCUGAGCACCAGAGCAAAACCCAACAGACAAAAAAACAAAAACCCACCUACAAGGACUAAGUCAACCUUUGCAGGGAUGGCAGUCGAGGCUGGCCUCUGGAAUGUUUGUUUCUGCUGACAGUCUUAUAGUUGUAGUUUGUCUCUGAUUGUGUAAGUGAAUAUGAAUUUCCCCUGUGUUAAUCAGAAUGACAGUUCUCAUUCAGAGGCUGGAGCUUGCCAGGGUAGGAGCCUCCUCUCUGGAUGUAAGUUAGUCCCAUCACGUCAGAGUUCCCUCCUUUUCGCAUCGAACGUAGUUGUUUAGAGAGCGGAGCUGAAGGGCUCAUGGGCCUUCAGAAAUCCCUAGCAGAUCCAGGGAGUGGGUUACCCAGCUGGCUCUGUACACCACUCUCCAUCCCAUUGAGGCUUUCAUUGAAAUAAGGCUUCCUUUCUUAAUAAUGCCUUGAAAAACCCAACCCAUGAGGGAUGAGCCACUGAGAAUUUCCCCAACAAGUUGACAUCGCUAUGAGUAUAUGACUUUUGACUAACAAAGAAAUGCCCAAUGGGUUUUUAUUUUCACUUGUUUUCCACUGUUUGGCUGGUGGCUGACCCUGUCUCCCCUAGAGGAAAUAGCUGUCGUUAAGGAGAGCGAAUGGGUAUGGAAAUAUGGAGGCACGUACUUCUUUCCUUUGAAAGAUGAGCACGCUGCUGCACCAAGGCCUGGAAGCGAGGGUUCCUAAAGAUUAUGUUAAUGUGAUUUCAGGAUGCUUAAGAGCCAGAAGGGAGCGACAAGGAUCAAAUACAUUGCAAUAUUACCAGUUAAGAAGGGGAACUCCUGGCUGCUGAGUAGCAAAGCCCCUUUUUUAAAAAAUAUCAUCAUCAUCAUCAUCUAACAUUUGUUGAAAAACAAUAAAAACGAGCCAAGCCUUUCUAAA